Messenger RNA from Raphanus sativus (radish), 1099 nucleotides. RefSeq names its product dof zinc finger protein DOF5.8. The transcript has a single exon. Gene Ontology annotation, biological process: regulation of DNA-templated transcription. Lineage: Eukaryota; Viridiplantae; Streptophyta; Magnoliopsida; Brassicales; Brassicaceae. The record is from RefSeq and is a predicted model, not a curated record. Gene Ontology annotation, molecular function: DNA binding; DNA-binding transcription factor activity. Bases 198 to 863 code for a protein of 221 amino acids.
GAGAGGAGAAAAGAACAGAGCCUCUCUUUCUCUCUCUAUGUUCACAAUAAACCCAACACAACUCUGUCACAAAUCUUCACACUCUCUUCUCCUCCCUUGUCCAUAAAAGGAACCCUUACUCUCUCAGAAAGUUCCAACAUCUAAACACACCCCACAAAGCAAGCUUACAAAUUCUUUCGUUCCCUCUUAUCUUCAACAUGCCUUCUGACCUCAACGAAUCACGUCGACUAACUACUAAGAUGCCUCACGUAGGAGCGGUGGGGGAUCAGCAAGACCAGCUUCCUUGUCCUCGCUGUGAAUCGACCAACACCAAGUUCUGCUACUACAACAACUACAACUUCUCGCAGCCUCGCCAUUUCUGCAAAGCCUGUCGCCGUUACUGGACUCACGGAGGUACUCUCCGCGACAUUCCCGUCGGUGGCGUUUCCCGUAAAAGCUCCAAACGCUCUCGCACCUGCUCCUCCGUCGCUGUUUCCACCGCCUCCGUCGGAAGCCGGGAGUUCCCGUUACAAGCGACGCCUGUUCUUUUCCCUCCUUCUUCCAACGACGGUGGUGUCGCGGCGGCGAAGGGAAGUGCGUCGUCGGUCUACGGCGGUUUCACCUCUCUGCUCAGCUACAACGCCGCCGCGAGCAGAAAUGGGCCUGGUGGUGGGUUUAAUGGGCUCGAAGGGUUCGGACUUGGGCUUGGUCACGGGUCGUAUUUCGACAACGUCAGGUUUGGACAAGGGAUAACGGUCUGGCCGUUUUCGAGUAGCGCUACUGAUGCUGCAUCAGCUGUUACGAGCCACGUGGGUCCAACACCGGGGACGUGGCAGUUCGAAGGUCCAGAGAGCAAAGUCGGGUUCGUGUCCGGAGACUACUAAUAUGCGCGAGAGAAUAAUUCAGUCGAGGGGGUCUCAGUGUCUCUUUUUAGUUUUACUCUUUAGCUUCCAGUUUAGUGACCUCUUCAUGUAGCGUAGCUGGUUACUUAGUUAGAUUAUCUAUUUACGAAACUACAAACCAGAGAAACGUUUGUUGGUUAGUAUCUGGCUCUAAUGUUAAUCCCAACUUUGGAAAACAACAUUCCACUUUUUUAAAAAUGCAUUGUCUAUUUAUAUCA